UGAACAACACCUGAAGCUCGAUAUUGUGAAGCAGUUUCGUUGGAGUUCUAUUUCGCCCGUUGCUAGUAACCCUGUACGUAUCCUCAAAAAGUAUUGUAGAGCUAGAAAGAAAUCAUAUUUGAAAUCAGACGAUAUUUACAAGAAAUGAAUGAUAUUUAUGUGAAUGUACGUUCCUCAGGGAUAAGGUCCGAUCGAAAAAUCAACCUCCAUUGGACUUUGAGUCAAUUGAAGACAAAGCUAGUUCCUAUAAUAGGAAUUCCAGAGAUAUAUCAAAAAAUUAAAUAUGAACCUGCUUCUUCUACUUCCCAAUCGCAUACAUUUACAAGCGAAGAAGAAAAUGAUAUAUUGUCUCAUCACGAUAUCGAAGAACUAAGUACAUUUAUAAUUGAAGACACACGUCCUCCUCACUUGAGACCAAACUAUGAGGAUCUUUCUGAGGUAGAAAAGUAUGAAAUGUCUCAAGAAGAGUACGAACGUCGCGACGAUUCUGUUUUGGCAUGGAAGAAGCGCAAUCAUCUUGGUCGCUUUAAUCCAGCCUAUGCUGAAUCAGUCAGCUCAAAACAAGAGUCAUUGGAGAGAGAAAUUAAGGAUCUACAGGUAAAUAUGAAUUCUAGGUGUUGUGCCAGCGGUGAGCGUUAUGGUACAAUCCGUUACAUUGGAUAUGUCCCUGAAAUUUCCAAGAAUUCACUGUGGAUAGGUGUCGAGUUUGACGAGCCUGUUGGAAAAAAUGAUGGUUCUAUUCAAGGAAAGCGUUAUUUUACUACAAGAAAUAAGCAUGGCUCCUUUCUGAAGCCGACAGACGUAGAGGUGGGUGACUUUCCUGAAGAGGAUAUUUUAGCGGAUUUGUAGAUAAGAAGAUUUGCCGUUUGCAUAUAUAUUGUACCAGAAGUUGACUCGAAUUUUAUGAGAUUUUACUAAGUAAUGAAAGAUAACCUAUGAAUGCCCUUGCUGUUAUACUCCAAGACCAAUUCCUCAUAGGUUAAUAUAGAAGCUUGAAAACUUGGAUCCAUAUUUCUAUGAUAUAUUUAUUAGAUAAUUAUUGUUUGUAAUCUGCGAGUCUCAAUGUCAAUCUUUCCAACGUUUUAAGACUGUAAUGACUUAUUACUAGCAUACACAGGUUGCUGGGAUCAUUUAAAAAUAAAAUCUCUUUUUCA
Molecule: messenger RNA, 1154 nt
Organism: Schizosaccharomyces octosporus yFS286
Lineage: Eukaryota; Fungi; Ascomycota; Schizosaccharomycetes; Schizosaccharomycetales; Schizosaccharomycetaceae
Product: tubulin specific chaperone cofactor B
Exons: 1
Coding region: 145-849 (234 amino acids)
Biological process (GO): cytoplasmic microtubule organization
Cellular component (GO): cytoplasm; microtubule plus-end; nucleus
Molecular function (GO): microtubule plus-end binding
Source: RefSeq, a predicted model, not a curated record